AUGGCCUGGCUCAUGUUCCGCUGCUGCCCCCGGCGCCUGUGUCUCUUCUCCACUCUGUUUCUGGGUGGGGUGGUGCUGCUCUUCAUAAACCUCAUACCACCAAGUAAGACUCAAACAAAGAUGGAGGUAUUCAUAAAGACAUUCUGUUAUCAAAUCACCCUAAUAACGGAGAGAAAAGUGAAUAUAGACAUGCAGAUAAAAACCAGAGUGAAUCAACAAUAUUGAGUUUGAAAACGGACAAUUGAUGGCAUAGAAUGGUGACAAGAUUUCAGGUAUAGAAUAUAUUUCAAUAACAAAUGAACCCUUCUAUAAGAAUCUAUGACAUGACCUCCAUUGGCCCUCCAUUGCUGUGUCCUUGGCAGAUCUGAGCUCUGUGUCCACUGCACUAGAGAUGCUGGGGAAGUUUGGUGUGACUGCAGCUUUUUCAAUUGUGUACGCCUACACGGCUGAGCUCUACCCCACUGUCGUGAGGAACACAGCCAUAGGGGCCUGCUCCAUGGCCUCCAGAGUGGGGAGCAUCUCUGCCCCAUACUUCAUAUAUCUGGGUGGGUAGGACUCAAAACUAAGCUAAAGGAAAGAGAGGUCCGUACAUGGAAGCACUGCGGAGCAGCAAUAUUUUGUGUGCGGGCCUAUCAUCCCUUUAUCUCUUUGUUAUUGUUUAGCCUAUCUGUCAUUCUGAAGUUUAGGACGUGCAAAACAGUACACCUUUUAACUUAGUAUUUUCUCAGAAACUACAUGGAAAAAUGUGUAAUUACGUAUAGUAGCUAGAAAUGAACUAUGGGGCUCAGUCUCGUGUAAUGAACAACAGCAAGUAUAACAGCAAGCCACUUAAACUAAUUGACUUUUCCAUACUGCUUGAACCGUGUAGUUUCUCGAUAAAUAGGAAAAUGAGGAACAAACACAAGUACCGCUUGUUACCAUGUAGUUUCUCAAUAAAUAGAAAAUAGUUAGUAGUAAAGAAUAUAGUGCUAUCCUAUCAACGCCUCUCCUCUCUCCCCUGUCCUCUCUGUCUGUUGGGUAGACACACAUUCCCCUCCCGUUAGUCAGAUGUGUGUGAUGGCUCUGUCUAUUCUGCCACCUCCUGUCCUGUCCAACCUGUACGAGUUUGGAACCCCUCCACCACCCCUGUCUCUCUGGCAACUGGGGCUUCCUCUUACCUUCUUACAUUUGCUCCUUACUGUAUCCAGUCUUGAUCAAACUUCUUAAACGCAGUCAAACCAAGUGAUUUAUGCAUCCAGACAUCAGCGGAGGCUGGUGGAAGCAGCUAUAGGAGGACGGGCUCAUUGUAAUGACUGGAAUGCAAUUAAUGUAAUGGAGUCAAACAUUUUGUUUCCAAAUGUUUGAUCUGUUUGAUACCGUUAUAUUUAUUCCAUUCCAGCCAUUACAAUGAGCACAUCCUCCUAUAGCUCCUCCCACCAGCCUCCUCUGACAGACAUACAAGCAGAAGCACAGCAUAAAACACUCUUAAGUCUCUUCACCUUUUGUUCAUUGCAUUGUUUUGAGCUGAUCUAAUUGAAAACAAUGUUUUCCACUCUCUCAUGUAUUGCUGCUGUCUGUGACACAGGAGGCUAUUCCAAGUCCCUGCCAUACAUUCUAAUGGGGAGUCUUACAGCUCUGUCUGGGUUGCUUAGCCUCCUGCUGCCCGAGAGCCAUCGUAUGCCUCUUCCAGACGCCAUCACUCACAUGCAGACCUUCCCA
Coregonus sp. 'balchen' is the source of this 1698-nucleotide messenger RNA. NCBI's taxonomy places the organism in Eukaryota, Metazoa, Chordata, Actinopteri, Salmoniformes, Salmonidae. The record is from the annotation of a GenBank genome assembly.